Messenger RNA from Cetraspora pellucida, 960 nucleotides. Lineage: Eukaryota; Fungi; Glomeromycota; Glomeromycetes; Diversisporales; Gigasporaceae. The record is from the annotation of a GenBank genome assembly.
AUGGAAGAAGACGAAGAAAAUUUUCUUUGGUCAAAAACAUGCGAUGCACAUACCCACCCCCAUGAUGAUAUAGAAAGACAUUCGAAAAUCGGAGAGUUGAAAACUUUCAGACUUUGCUUAAUGGGAACACGUUUUGAAGACUUGGACGUGGUAUCACAAUUGAAUGCAAAGUUUCAAAGCAAGGUUGUACCCUGCUUUGGUUUUCAUCCUUGGUUUGCCCACCUAUUAUCUCUUGAUAACGAUCCACCGGAAAAUGAAACUCAUUACCGUUCGGUUUUGAAUGACAUUGGUCCCAAAGGCUCUAUAAAUUGUAAUAUAGAGCCAUUGCUUCCAUUUCUACCUCCACCAAAGCCAUUCAAUGUUUGGUUUGAUAAGCUUGAAAACUUGAUAAAAAUUAAUAAGUCGGCACUUAUUGGUGAGGUUGGUUUAGAUAAAUCAGCACGUUUGACUGAUCCAAAAACACAAUCUCUCAGCAAAGUUCAAACAACAAUUCAACAUCAAAUUGCAAUUUUGGAGAAACAAUUAGAUUUAGCAGCAAAGUAUAAUCGAGCAGUGAGUUUGCAUUGUGUUCAAGCAACCGGUCAAAUAAUAGAAUUACUUGAUCGUAAAGUUCUUUCACAACAGCCACUACCGCCACGAAUUUGCAUGCAUUCCUAUGGAGGUUCUGUUGAUACAAUCAGAAUUUUGACAGCAGCUCGACCGAAAAAGAAAAAGAAGCUACAAGUUGAAAUUUAUUUUUCUUUCAGCAUAGUAAUUAAUGAACGAUAUUCUCGGUUACAUGAUCUAAUAAGAGCUGUUCCAGAGGAUAAGUUGUUGAUUGAAUCCGAUUUUCAUUCUCCUGAUGGAUUAGAUAAUUUAAUGGAAAGGAUAGCCUUACUUGUUAGCGAGGCUAAAGGGUGGACACUUACAACAACAUUAGAAAAAACUUUUCAAAAUUUUCUAAAAUUUAUUGGAGAAUAA